Molecule: messenger RNA, 1530 nt
Organism: Arachis duranensis
Lineage: Eukaryota; Viridiplantae; Streptophyta; Magnoliopsida; Fabales; Fabaceae
Product: replication protein A 70 kDa DNA-binding subunit B-like
Exons: 10
Coding region: 1-1530 (509 amino acids)
Source: RefSeq, a predicted model, not a curated record
AUGGCUCUAACAAAUGCUUUUACUCAAAAGGUUGAUCGUGUUGCAGACAUCAAUGCAACGAAACUGGCCUGGAAUUUAGUUGUUGGAGUUGUUCGUUUGUACGAAAUUCCUAGCUCAUGGAAUCCCACAGAUGUAUGCAGCUUAGAAUUGGUGCUCCAGGAUGAAAUGGGUGAUCGUAUACAUUGCUCCAUUCCGAAGGCAAAUGUGGUGGUCUUUAAGACAGUUGUUCGUGAGUUUGGAAUUUACUCAAUGAGAAAUUUCAUUGUUCAGCCAAAUUCAAAAGGUGUGAGGACAACUUCACACAAGUUCAAGCUAAGUUUUUAUAUGAAAACUUCUGUCAGUACUCUCUCCAGUGAGACCUUUCAAUUGAAUCCUUUCCGAUUCGUCUCCUUUACUGAAAUUGAAGCAGUUGAUGUUGUUAAUUUGAAUAUCCUCCUAGAUUGUGUUGGUCACAUUGUUGGAAAGGAGGAUGUUAGACCAAUGGUUACAAAAUCAGGUCAAGAAAGUAAAUGCAUGGCACUAUACCUGGAGGAUCUUGAGAAAAAUAAGAUCAAGUGUACUAUAUUUGGUGAAAUGAUUGGUAAGUUAACUCCAUUUAUCAAUAAGGAUGAUGGUGAGCCACUGAUCUUGGUCGCUCAACUCUUCAAGCCAAAUCAGUACCUCAAUCAGAUUAAUAUUCAGAAUAGUCUUUAUGCCUCGAGAGUGUUCCUGAACCCUGAUUUUCCUGAUGUUGUUGCAUUCAAGAAUCGCCUACUGAAAGAAGGUAACAUUGGAUCCCAACGAAUUAAUCACAUAGAGACCCAACAUCAGUAUUCUGUGAGUGAUGAACUUUCGGGAGGUUCCUUUCCAAUCAAUACAAUUGAAGAAGUUUUGAACAUGACUUAUGAAGUCUCCACUUGGGUUUUAGCCGCUAUAGUGUCUGUUGAUGUUGGCACCCGCGAUUGGUAUUAUGCCUCGUGUAAGAAUUGUCCUAGAAAAGUUGUGGAGAAUAAAGGUCGAUAUUACUGUGAGCAUUGUCGAAAAGUGGGAUUUAAUGCUCCAUUGAGGUAUCGACUUAAUGUUGUAGUCACUGAUGGGACUGGAUGCAUUAAUAUAAUGCUUUGGAAUCAAGAGGCAAAAAUCAUUCUCGAAAAAUCUGCUAAUGACAUAAGGGAUCUAAUGAAAAAUCUGACCUCUGUGGACCAAGCUUAUAAUGCUGUUAAGAUUAGUGAUGAUGAGGCACUGAUUGAUCUCUAUUCAUCCCACGGUUCUUCCAUAGAUAUUGGAGGGGUUGAACAAGGCCUUUCAAAUGUAGUGUCUACAACUGGAAAUAAUGACCUUGACUUAGAUGGGAAUGGAGCUGCUAUUGUUUCACUAUCAAAGGAUUCUGGUAUUGAGAGCAUCUUUGAAAGCGGGUUAGAUACUCCUGGUAAAUGUGUUAUAGCAGAUUCUGCUCCAAGCUUGGGUGUUAGUGGACUUACUAAUCCGGAAGGCCAGGGAUCCAGUAACAAGACUUUCAAACGUGGUUCUACCAAGAGGAAAAUUGAGUGA